CCUCCUCCGCAUCUCAACCCUAACCAAACCCACUCAACCCUCGCGCCGCCGCCUCCGGAUCCAUCCGCAUCGCCGCCGCCGCCGCCGCCGCCGCGAGCAUGGGCUUCGACGUGGGCGUCGUCCCCUUCAACCCGGACGGCUGGGGCCCUCCCGACUUGCCGGGCGCGGCGCCGCUGCUGGGCGGGGCCGUCGCGACGGCCUCGAUCCCCUUCGCGCCCUUCUCCCGCUCCGACAAGCUGGGCCGCAUCGCCGACUGGACGCGCAACCCGGGCCACCCGGGCGCGCACGGCCACCACGGCGCGGCCGCCGCCUCCCGCGACUCGGUCUUCGACUUCUCCUCGGCCGACGACUCGCUCGCCGCCGCCGCCGAGGACUCGUCCUUCAGCCUCGUCGACGCCAAGCCGCCGCCCAAGCACCCGCGCUUCGGGCCCAAGUGGCGCUUCAACCAGCGGCCCCAGCUCCCCCAGCGCCGCGACGAGGAGGUCGAGGCCAAGCGCCGCGAGGCCGAGAAGGAGCGCGCCCGCCGCGAGCGCCACUACCAGAACCACCGCUCCCACCACCACCAGGGCUUCCGCGGCAACCAGCAGAACACCGCCAAGCCCUCCGUCGACAUCCAGCCCGACUGGACCAUCCUCGAGCAGAUCCCCUUCGCCAACUUCACCAAGCUCUCCUUCGCCGUCGCCGACCAGCCCGAGGACCUGCUCGUCUGCGGCGCCGUCGACUCGUACGACCGCGCCUACGACCGCGUCAACCCCAAGGCGGCCCGCCGCCUCGAGCGCUUCAAGAACCGCCAGUUCUUCAAGAUCACCACCACCGACGACCCCAUCAUCCGCCGCCUCGCCGAGGAGGACAAGGCCACCGUCUUCGCCACCGACGCCAUCCUCGCCGCCCUCAUGUGCACGCCCCGCAGCAUCCUCUCCUGGGACAUUGUCGUGCAGCGCGUCGGCAACAAGCUCUUCUUCGACAAGCGCGAGGGCUCCCAGCUCGAUCUGCUCACUGUCAACGAGACUGCGCAGGAGCAGCUCCCUGAGAACAAGGAUGACAUCAAUUCCGCGCCGGCCCUUGCUGUCGAGGCCACCUACAUCAACCAGAACUUCUCGCAGCAGGUGCUGGUGCGUGAUGGCGAGAAGGUUACCUUUGAUGAGCCUAACCCGUUUGCCUCUGAGAAUGAGGAGGCGGCGCCUGUUUGCUACCGUUAUCGCCGCUGGAAGCUGGAUGAUGAUAUUAGCAUCAUUGCCCGCUGUGAAGUGCAUGCUGCUGGUGUUGAUCCCAGUGGUGCUCGCCAGUUCCUCACGCUUAAUGCACUCAAUGAGUUUGAUCCUAAGAUUACUGGUGUUGACUGGAAGCAGAAGCUCGAGUCCCAGCGUGGUGCUGUGCUUGCUACAGAGCUCAAGAACAAUGCCAACAAGCUCGCUCGCUGGACUGCCCAGGCUUUACUUUCUGGUGCUGACAUGAUGAAGUUGGGUUAUGUGUCACGUGUGCACCCCCGCGACCACUUCAACCACUCCAUACUCACUGUGAUGGGCUACAAGCCAAGGGAUUUUGCUACCCAGAUCAACCUCAACACUGCAAACAUGUGGGGCAUUGUCAAGUCGAUUGUGGACAUCUGCAUGAAGUUUGAAGAGGGAAAGUAUGUGCUUGUGAAAGAUCCUGCCAAGCCACAGAUGAGGAUUUAUCAGGUUCCUAAUGAUGCAUUUGAGAAUGAUUAUGUUGAAGAGCCACUUCCAGAGGAGGAGCAGAUUCGUCCGGCUACAGAUGAUGUCGAUGCUACUGCACAGGAGAUGGAUGCUGCUGCCGAGGCAGAGGCUAAUAAAGCAACUACUCAGGGUGGUGAGGGUGAGAAGAGUGCAGAUGCUGCUGCUGCUUGAAGGGUAUAAUGGGCCAUCUUUGCUUUAUCUAGAUAAUGUGUCUUUUCUGUUUUAUGACCUGUUUUUGUGGAUUAAAGAGUUGAACUGCCUUGUCUUGAUACAGUGGUCUUGUUUUGGUCCAUGAGAAAACUUGGUACUCUUAAAUUUCAUGCUUAGAUGUGCUAAGCUUAGCACCUACCGUUUUGGAUUAAUGACUAUUCUGGUAGUUGAAUAUUGAUUAUAUGUGAUUGAUCUGCUGUAUAUGUUUUA
Molecule: messenger RNA, 2117 nt
Organism: Triticum dicoccoides
Lineage: Eukaryota; Viridiplantae; Streptophyta; Magnoliopsida; Poales; Poaceae
Product: eukaryotic translation initiation factor 3 subunit D-like
Exons: 1
Coding region: 99-1868 (589 amino acids)
Biological process (GO): translational initiation
Cellular component (GO): eukaryotic translation initiation factor 3 complex; cytoplasm
Molecular function (GO): translation initiation factor activity
Source: RefSeq, a predicted model, not a curated record